AUGGUUCGCAGCAAAAUUCAUGCGCGCAGCCGUGUGAAGUCGGUGGAGCAGGUCAAAGCUGGUACGCAAUUGGUGAUGGAGAUCAACAUUCACGUGGUAAUUGAAGUGGUAAAGCUCUCAGGUAAUGUGGUUGGUUUGGUGGGCUGGCGCGGUAUGGUUGGUUCGGUGUUGAUGGACCGUAUGCGCGAGGAAAAUGAUUUUGCUCUUAUUGAGCCUAUUUUCUUUUCUACCUCUAAUCCCGGCGCUGCUGCGCCAACUAUGGCGAAGAACGAGAAAACCCUCAAAGAUGCGCACGACCUCAAAGAGCUGGCCAAAUGCCAAAUCAUCAUCACGGCACAAGGCGGCGACUACACCAGUGAAGUCUUUCCCAAACUGCGUGCAGCGGGCUGGCAAGGGCAUUGGAUAGAUGCGGCCUCUACCCUGCGCAUGGAGGGCGAUGCGGUCAUUGUGCUUGACCCCGUGAAUAUGCCGGUGAUUAAGGAUGCACUGGCCAAGGGCGGUAACAACUGGAUCGGUGGCAACUGCACG
Darwinula stevensoni is the source of this 528-nucleotide messenger RNA. The record is from the annotation of a GenBank genome assembly. Lineage: Eukaryota; Metazoa; Arthropoda; Ostracoda; Podocopida; Darwinulidae.